AAUGGAUGGAUGGAUGGAUUUGAUUUUAGACCACGAACUAGACUGCUUUUAACUGAGUCAGAACGUCUGUUUAGGCCCCUGCCUCUUCUUUGGAGCGACCCCUUGACCUACCAUCACAAUAAAGACAGUUCACAGGUGGCGUCGCCGUCAUGUCUCAUACAAAGUGAGCAGUGCAGGGAUGGCCCAGGUGAAAGUAACAGGGGAGGCUGUGAGAAACCCCCAGGACUGUGUUGAGGUGUUCUCGGACAUGGCGACUGUUAGCUCCACUGAAGAAAUUGGAGAUUUAUCGUGUGCGACCUCCACGGCUGUAGGUGUCAGCAGACGGAGCAGAGCCUUUCAGUCUCCAACGAGGAGACGCCUGCGCACUACCUUCAGCCACAAGCAGCUGGAACAUCUGGAGAUGGCCUUUGGACAGAACCAGUAUCCUGACAUCUACUUCAGAGAGGAGCUGGCACGAAUCACCAAGCUCAAUGAAGCCCGCGUACAGGUGUGGUUUCAGAACAGAAGAGCCAAGCAGCGUAAGCGUGAGCGGGCGUCCCAGAAAGCUCUUUGUCUGGGUGUUAUACCAGGCCACAGGGCACUGCUGGGCAGCAUGCACAUCCCACCAUCAAUGGCUCGGCACUAUUAUGCUCAACCCCUAGCCACGGUUCUGCCUGCCGCCAUGUUCCCCCACCACCCAACACCAGGCAGCCAGUACCCCUGUUCCUCUAUGCCACCGCAGGUGACCCCUCAACAUCAGCAUGAGGAAUGGUACAGCCCCCUGAGGAGCAACCUGACACCAACUAUGUUCUCCCUGACCUCCAUGCAGCCCCUGGACACCUCUCACUGGAGCUGAGCAUCCACCAGGAACAAGAUUGUUCACCAAACUAUAGUUAGGC
Molecule: messenger RNA, 878 nt
Organism: Entelurus aequoreus (snake pipefish)
Lineage: Eukaryota; Metazoa; Chordata; Actinopteri; Syngnathiformes; Syngnathidae
Gene: prop1
Product: PROP paired-like homeobox 1
Exons: 5
Coding region: 179-835 (218 amino acids)
Biological process (GO): regulation of transcription by RNA polymerase II
Molecular function (GO): RNA polymerase II transcription regulatory region sequence-specific DNA binding; DNA-binding transcription factor activity, RNA polymerase II-specific
Source: RefSeq, a predicted model, not a curated record